UUCUUCAUUUUAUUUAGCUGUUCUUGCAUGUAGCUCCCAAUCUUUGCUCUGCUUCAGUUACUGGGGCAUUUAUUUUUGAAUCAGCUGCAUUUGUUAAGACUGUAGCAACGAAAGGCAUUUCCUGAGAAGCUGUAAGGAUGAGCAGCAAGAAGGAACAACAGCUAAGGAAAUACGGGACCCUAGUAGUGCUUUUUAUCUUCCAAGUUCAGAUUUUUGGUUUUGAUGUUGACAAUCGACCUACAACAGAUGUCUGCUCGACACACACAAUUUUACCUGGACCAAAAGGGGAUGAAGGUGAAAAAGGAGAUAGAGGAGAACUGGGCAAACAAGGAAAGGUUGGACCAAAAGGACCAAAAGGAAACAAAGGACUUGUGGGGGAUAUUGGUGACCAGGGAAUGCUUGGGAAAAUCGGUCCAAUUGGUGGAAAGGGUGACAAAGGAGACAAAGGCUUAUCAGGGGUUUCUGGAAAAAAGGGGAAAGCAGGCACGGUCUGUGACUGUGGAAGAUACCGCAGAGUUGUUGGACAGCUGAAUAUCAAUGUUGCUCGCCUUAACACAUCCAUCAAGUUUGUAAAGAAUGUUAUAGCAGGUAUCAGGGAGACAGAUGAGAAAUUCUAUUACAUCGUGAAAGAAGAGAAGAAUUACAGAGAAGCCUUGAUCCACUGCAGGGACAGAGGAGGAACACUGGCCAUGCCUAAAGAUGAGGCAACCAAUGCCCUGAUUGCUGACUACAUCUCCAACAGUGGCCUCUUCCGAGCCUUCAUUGGGCUGAACGACAUGGAAAAAGAAGGACAGUUUCUGUAUGCAGACAACAGCCCACUGCAGAACUACAGUAACUGGAAGGAAGGGGAGCCUCACGACCCAGCUGGACGUGAGGACUGUGUGGAAAUGCUCAGCACAGGAGAGUGGAAUGACUCUGAGUGCCAAGUUACCAUCUACUUCGUCUGUGAAUUCCUCAAGAAGAGGAAAUAAAAGUGCUGCAGAAUGUGCCUGGCACCUGCUGUAAAUUCGAUAACCCCUCUUCAUUCAUCCAGUGCAGGGAGAGCAGACAACCAGGGAUAGGGCUCAAUCCAGCCUUCACCUCACUGGGUUAAGCAAGAGCAACUACUGUUAAAAUGUCAGUGACCAUAAAGUCAGGACAGGUCUGCAGGGGGCAUCCAGCCAGUUGUGAACUUUCAUUUCAUUUCUAUGUGCAGUGCAGGGUGGGCAUUUCUAUGGGUAAUUUAGGGGCAAAUUUAGAGCACGCAGAGAUGAAUAUGAUUUCACUAAUGCCAGAAAUAGUAAACUCACUGGCAUAUUAAUUACUGAUGGACUUGGAUUUCAGUCAUCUUUGACCUGCACAGUAAGUCUCAGUAAUUUCAGAGCUAGGAGAACAGCAGUUUCUCGUGAAAAAAAAAUCCUUCUUUUCUUAGAAUCAUACAGUAAUUUAAGUUGGGAUGGAUCUCUGGAGGUCAUCUGGUUGGAUCUUCCAUGCAAAGCAGGGCCAGCUUCAAACUUAGAUUAGAAGUUGUUAUACUCUCCUUCAUUUGGCUGUGCAAUUACACUGCCGGAUACGCACUAGGCACUGUGCAGCAAUGUACCCCGCAGGUCACUCAGCACUGCCUGCACAUGUCCUCCUCUGAGUAUAUGAAGAACUGGACACGCCAUCAGCUAGUAACACAGAGGGCCAGCUCCAAGCCUCCCUUCUAUCUAUUGCUGUGUACAGCACUGCAAAGGCAACUAGACAAGUCAUGCUUCUUCAACCUCACCCUCAACAGGAAAAUCCUCCAAAGCAUUUAGCUGGUUGAUAGUUUGACUCCAAGCUCAUCUCUGAGCAAUGACCAACACAAGAGCAUCCUAGGAGACUCUGUGACUCAGAACCACCCUUGUAAUCCAGCUUCUCUGCCACUUGUUCCUCCAGAAAACCACCUGUUACUACCAGCAGUAAAUUAUCUGUGCUGCUACACACCCUCCAGGGAACUAUUCAGACCCAUGAAUGAAGCAGUUGGACUACAUUUCUUUUCAUUGCACCCCUACUAUGCUAUGAGAGUAUUUGAGCAAACAGGUUCAUUUAGCAUGACAUAACUCAUCCUGAAUUGUUCCCUUCCUGGGAAUUGAUAUUCCCCAAAAUUAAGCAGAACUACACUUUUUAGGAUCUACAGUAAUAAACUCAUUAAGCUAAA
Messenger RNA from Phalacrocorax carbo (great cormorant), 2161 nucleotides. The record is from RefSeq and is a predicted model, not a curated record. Lineage: Eukaryota; Metazoa; Chordata; Aves; Suliformes; Phalacrocoracidae.